Racocetra fulgida is the source of this 734-nucleotide messenger RNA. Lineage: Eukaryota; Fungi; Glomeromycota; Glomeromycetes; Diversisporales; Gigasporaceae. The record is from the annotation of a GenBank genome assembly.
AAGAAGCUUUUGUUGACAUCUGUUCUUUUCCAUUAAUUGGAAGAGACUUAAGUGAUGAUUCAAAACGCAAAAUAUUCACUCAUGCUAAGAGUUUGGUAAAAGCCUUCACUGCUACAGUUGCUAAAAGCUUUGAAAGCAUUGGUGCAAUUACCAGAGGAGAACAAAAACUCAAGAGUAAAGACCACAGUUAUGAACGGCAUGAUCCCCAACAAUUUCAAUCUACUAAUUAUGAUGAAUAUUGCGCGAAGACUAAUUAUUCCACGGCACCUACUGAAACUAACAAAAAUACUGCGAUUAAUGAAGGUUCCUCUAAGACAGAAGGUACUAAUACUGAAUCUUCUAAAGUCAAAGUUUCCACUCCUCCUAAACCAGAUUCAUUCAAAACUGAUCUUUUUAAAACCGAUGAUUCUCCUAAAACUGACAAGAUUGAUGAUUUUUCUAAAACUAAAGACCAAGCCAAUAAGGCUGAUUAUUCUUCCAAGACUGGCACAACUGACGAUUUUUCAGAAACUAGUGAAAAUAAUGAUUCUUCUUCCGUAACUAAUAAUUCUUCAGAAACUGAUAAUUCUUCCAAAACUAUCAAGACUACCGAUUCUUCUGAAUAUAACAAGGCUAAUGAUUCUUCUAAAACUGACAAAAUGGGUUCUUCCAUAAUUGAUAAGAUCCAUGAUUCUUCCAAAACUGACGAUUCUUCCAAAGCUAACCAAACUGAUGACUCUUCAAAUACAAGCAAA